UGUCUGAAUAUUUAAAUUAAUAUUAUGUUAUUUUAUUUAAUAUUUAAUUUCAAAUUAUUUGUAAUGAGUUUUUAUUUAAUAUUUUAAGCACUUAAGUAUUUUCAGUGAUUUAUUCAAUUCAACUAAUGGCUUAUCAAACUUUUCGUCAAGAAUAUCUGCAUAUGCCAGUUGUUACAAGAGCAUAUACAACAGUUUGUGUUCUUACUACACUUUCUGUCCAAUUAGACUUGGUUUCACCAUUCCAACUGUAUUUUAAUCCUAUACUUAUUAUUAGACAAUACCAGCUAUGGCGUUUGAUCACAACAUUUUUAUUUUUCGGAACUAUUGGAUUCAACUUUUUUUUCAAUAUUAUAUUUACAUACAGGUAUUGUCGUAUGUUAGAAGAGGGAUCAUUUCGUGGAAAGACAGCAGAUUUCGUGAUGAUGUUUAUAUUUGGUGGUAUCUGUUUGAUUAUUUUUGCCUUUUUUAUGAAUUUACUAUUUCUAGGGCAUGCUUUCACAAUAAUGUUAGUUUAUGUUUGGUCUAGAAGAAAUCCUUUAAUAAGAAUGAGCUUUUUUGGCCUUCUAAAUUUUCAGGCUCCUUACUUGCCGUGGGUACUUCUUGGAUUUUCAGUCUUAAUUGGAAAUGCAGUAUGGGUAGAUCUAAUUGGAAUGGCAGUGGGACAUAUGUAUUAUUUUGCAGAAGAUGUUUUUCCUCAACAAAUUGGUGGAUUUCGAAUACUUAAAACACCCUAUUUCCUAAAAAUUAUUUUCGAUACUCAUAGCAAUGAUUCUGAAGAUACUCCACUGGCAGAAGAUAGGCCUGGAGGAUUCAAUUGGGGCCAAGUACCAAAUAUUCAGUGAUUGAUUUAUAAAAUCUUAUUUAUUAUUUCAAGCAUAGAUACUUAAAUAUUUAAAUAAAUU
Molecule: messenger RNA, 902 nt
Organism: Ceratosolen solmsi marchali
Lineage: Eukaryota; Metazoa; Arthropoda; Insecta; Hymenoptera; Agaonidae
Gene: Der-2
Product: Derlin 2
Exons: 6
Coding region: 126-842 (238 amino acids)
Source: RefSeq, a predicted model, not a curated record